This is a messenger RNA of Acanthosepion pharaonis, 2145 nucleotides long. The record is from the annotation of a GenBank genome assembly. NCBI's taxonomy places the organism in Eukaryota, Metazoa, Mollusca, Cephalopoda, Sepiida, Sepiidae.
AUGCGGUCCAAUUUGCGUUUCGUACGCCGAAAAGGUCGUGGCAGGAUUUUCGGACGGAGAUCGGGGGAGGGCCUGAGGCUUGCCGACAUCCGUAUCAUUAAUCAUUCUUAUAAGUUUGUCCAUAUCUAUCUAUCUAUCUAUCUAUCUAUCUAUCUAUCUAUCUAUCUAUCUAUCUAUCUAUCUAUCUAUCCCAGUCUAUUCAUUAUCUAUCUAUCUAUCUAUCUAUUCAUCUAUCUAUCUAUCUAUCUAUCUAUCUAUCCUAGUCUCUUAAUAUCUAUCUAUCUAUCUAUCUAUCUAUCUAUCUAUCUCAGUGUAUUCAUUUUCGAUCUACCCCAGUCUGUUCAUAUUAAUUCAUCUAUCUAUCUAUCUAUCUAUCUAUCUAUCUAUCUAUCUAUCUAUCUAUCCUAUUCGUUAUCUAUCUAUCUCUAUUUCUCUCUGUAUCUAACUAUUUCAGCCUAUUCAUUAUCUAUCUAUCUAUCUAUCUAUCUAUCUAUGUCUUUUCAUUUUCUAUCUAUCUAUCUAUCUAUCUAUCUAUCUAUCUAUCUAUCGCAGCCUAUUCGUUAUCUAUCUAUCUAUCUAUCUAUCUAUCUAUCUAUCUAUCUAUCUAUCUACGCCAGUCUGAUCCUAUCUAUCUAUCUAUCUAUCUAUCUAUCUAUCUAUCUAUUUCAGCCUAUUCGUUAUCUAUCUAUCUAUCUAUCUAUCUAUCUAUCUAUCUAUCUAUGCCAGUCUGUUCCUAUCUAUCUAUCUAUCUAUCUAUCUAUCUCAGCCUAUUCGUUAUCUAUCUAUCUAUCUAUCUAUCUAUCUAUCUAUCUAUCUAUCUAUCUAUCUAUGCCAGUCUGUUCCUAUCUAUCUAUCUAUCUAUCUAUCUAUCUAUCUAUCUAUCUAUCUAUCUAUCUAUCUCAGCCUAUUCCCUAUCUAUCUAUCUAUCUAUCUAUCUAUCUAUCUAUCUAUCUAUGCCAGUCCAUCUAUCUAUCUAUCUAUCUAUCUAUCUAUCUAUCUAUCUAUCUAUGGGAUCCAAUCCGGAACCCACUCUUCUCUCUCUCUUUUGCGCUCUCUCUCUCUCUCUCGAUAUUUUACACUCUAACUCUUCUCUCUUUCUCCACCUUUCUGGCUCUUUCUCCCUCUCUCUUCUCUCUGGCUCUUUCUCACUCUCUCUUCUCGCUUUCCCUUUCACCUCUCUCUCUCUCUCCUCUGUCUCUCUUUCUCUCACUCUUCUCUCUCUUCGUAACUUUCUUUUCUAACUCUCUCUCUCUCUCUAUCUCUCAUUCUUCUAUUUUGCGCUCACAGUUUUUUCUCUUUCUCCCUCUCUCUUCUCUCUGGUUCUUUCUCACUCUCUCUUCUCGCUCACUUCAUCUAUUUCACCUCUCUCUCUUCUCUCUUUCUCUCUCUCUCUUCUCCCUCUCUUUAUUUCUCUCUCCCGCUUCUCUCUAUCUCUCCUCUGUCUCUGUCUCUCUCCUAUUUCUUCUUUCUCUCACAUACUAUCUCUCUCUCUCUCUUUUGUGCUCUCACUCUCUCUGUUUAUUUUGCACACUCACUCUUUUCUCUUUCUCACGCUCAAUUCUCUCUCUCUCUCUCUCUUGUUCUUUUUCACUCUCUCUUCGUUCUCUUUAUUUCAUAUCUCUCUCUUCUAUCUCUCCUUCUCCCUCUCUUUCUUUCUCUUUCUCUCUCUCUAUUUCUUUCUCUUUCUCUCUCUCUAUUUCUUUCUCUUUCUCUCUCUCUAUUUUUCUCACACUCCUUUGUCUCUUCUCUAUCUAUUUCUCUCUUUCUUUCUUUCUUUCUUUCUUUCUUUCCCUUCUAUUUUAUCUGUCUCUCUCUAUCUCUUUGGCUUUAAGUUGGGAAUCACAUGAUUUUCUUUCUCUCUCUCUCUCUCUCUCUCUCUCUCUCUCUCUCUUAUCUCUAACUCUUCUUUCUCUCCCUCUAUUUAUCUGUCACUUUUCUUUCUCUCUCUAUUUAUCUCUCACUUUUCUCUCUCUUUAUCUCUCACUUUUCUUUCUCUCUCUCUUUAUCUCUCACUCUUCUUUCUCUCUCUCUUUAUCUCUCACUCUUCGCUCUCUCUCUCUCUCUCUCUCUCUCUUUAUCUCUCACUCUUCUUUCUCUCUCUUUUUAUCUCUCACUCUUCUUUCUCUCACUUUGCGGCUAAAUUGA